AUGCCCAAGCCUUUGAGUUACUAUCACCAGCCCUACGAGGCCCCUCUAGAACACAGGACCCUUUUCCAACUCCUAGACCAUCAUGCUUCUAAAUUUCCAAAUAAGGAGGCGAUCAUCUACCGAGACGAGAACAACAACCGAAAAUCGCUGACUUUCCAAGAAUACAGGGAUCAGUCCAGGGUUCUUGCAGCCAAAUUGACGGAGUUAGGACUAAGGCGAGGUCACUUGGUUCUCGCCCUGUUGCCCAGUGAAAUGGAGUUCGCUAUCGUCCAAAUGGCGCUUGGGCGGAUUGGGGCUGUUUUCAUGGCGCUCGAAAAAGACGAUGACUUAACAGUCACAAAUCUAAGGGAUCAAAUUCACUGCGUCUUUUAUUCAGUUGACAGCGAUGAGAUGCGAGAUGCAAUACCUAAGGCAGUAGAACUAGAUCAAUUCAAAGCGGCUGUUUACAUUGGGUCCCAUAUCACACCACCAAAUAUGUCAAAGAUCUACGAUUACCACGCGCUUUUUUUACAGGAGCAAACAAGCGAUUACUUAGUCCUAGACCAAGCCGGAGCGGAAGUGAAAAUGGAGGAUCCUUUUGUUGUCCUUUUUACUUCCGGUAGCACAGGGAGACCAAAACCGAUAAUGUACACCAAUCAUGGGUUCGUGAAUGGGGCAAUCGUGACUCAGCAUCUUUACCAUACCAGUCAGGACGCUAUCAUUUUUAGCGAUUCACCGCUGGACUGGAUAACGGGCUUCGGCUUUGGCCUGGCUAUGGUGCCGCUUCUUGGAGCAACGCUUGUCAUGUUUCCGCCAAAUCUGUCAGUCAAAGGACACGUUACCCUAACGAUUUUGGAAAUCAUUGAGGAAGAGAAAUGCACUCAUGGCAUACUUUUGUCUUACCUUUUGAUUGACAUGACGUUAUGCCCAGAAAUCUCGAGGUUUGAUGUGAGCAAUCUCAAGUCCAUUCUGACUGGAGGUCAGCUCAUGGAUAAAGCUCUGAUGAAGAAAGUCCUGGAUACGUCUCUGAUGAAGAAAGUCCUGGAUAUGUCUCUAUUAACCUUGGCUAUGGUUCUACUGAGACGUACAACGUUGCGAGGCAGACGCUGA
Messenger RNA from Nematostella vectensis (starlet sea anemone), 1089 nucleotides. Its product is annotated as putative acyl-CoA synthetase YngI. Bases 1 to 1089 code for a protein of 362 amino acids. The transcript has a single exon. NCBI's taxonomy places the organism in Eukaryota, Metazoa, Cnidaria, Anthozoa, Actiniaria, Edwardsiidae. The record is from RefSeq and is a predicted model, not a curated record.